Molecule: messenger RNA, 7422 nt
Organism: Larimichthys crocea (large yellow croaker)
Lineage: Eukaryota; Metazoa; Chordata; Actinopteri; Sciaenidae
Product: ral guanine nucleotide dissociation stimulator
Exons: 18
Coding region: 753-3200 (815 amino acids)
Biological process (GO): Ras protein signal transduction
Cellular component (GO): plasma membrane
Molecular function (GO): guanyl-nucleotide exchange factor activity
Source: RefSeq, a predicted model, not a curated record
UACGAAUAAAAAAUGCUCUGGAGUCUGUUCAGGAGAGCGCCUGUUUUCGCCUUUGCGUCGUUUCUACGUGUGGUGCGUUCAGGAGCGUCGUUGUUCUGAGACGCUCCUGUUUCUCCGCCCGCAGCAGCAGCAGCGUCUUGUCUCAGUGAACGCGGAGAUUCCCCCUCAGCCAGCGAGCAGCAGCAGCAGCAGCAUCCAUUUAAGCAUCAGUGUUACAGUGGUCAAAUCACCACAUCUUUCCCCGGACUUGACCACUCCUCACUGGGAUGUCGUCGUCGAACAGCGGCGGGGAUUCGCGAGCCGAUGCUCGAGGACACCUCCGCGUUGUGUUUUCUCGAGCGUGACUGGAAGGGGCGCGAGGCGGCGAUGGAUGAAAGGCACGAGACAAAUAAAAAUUUUGAUAAUCGCUGGGUUUAGCUGGCUAACGCUAGCACGCUAACGACAGCUAGCGCUCAGCUCUCGCAGCUGGUUGUUUUUUCUUCUCCUCUCUCUCUCUCCUCCUCCUCCUCCUCCGUUAACUGACCGUGAAUAAAAACACUGCUUCAUUUUCUAUUGAGACAUGCUGGAGUCAGCGAGGACAUUUCUCUGAAGGAUAAAGACACCAGUAGCUGUCUUCUAGCCUCCCCAGCUUGUUAUUUAUUUAUUUUUUUUCCAUCCGUGAAGAACAAGAUGCUGGCAGAGGAGGAGUGUGUCUAACGGUGAACCUGAACUCGCAUGGACACACACUCCAUGAAGGUCAUGAUACUGAGAGAAUGAUCAUGCUGGAAAAACAGAGCUCGACGCAGGAGAUCGGCGAGGAGGCCGAGGAGGACGCCAUCUUCACCAUCACGCUAAGGAAGGUGCAGCUUCACCAGUCGGCCAGUAAGGGUCAGCGAUGGCUGGGCGUGGAGACGGACUCGGCCCUGAGCCUCUACGAAACCUGCAAGGUGCGGACCAUCAAGGCGGGCACGUUGGAGAGGCUGGUGGAGUACAUGGUGUCGGCCUUCAGAGGUAAAGACUCCACCUACGUCACCAUCUUCCUCUGCACCUACCGCUCGUUCGCAACCACCAAGCAGGUGCUGGAUCUCCUGCUCCACAGGUAUGCCAAGCUCCAAAAUGUCCCUGCAGCCACAGCACACAGAGUCUCCCAGGACGACUGCACAGAGCUGAGAAAGUGUCGCAGCACUGUUUCGUCUAUCCUGGGCGCGUGGUUGGACCAAUACUCUGAGGACUUCUGGAGCCCUCCGAACUACGACUGUCUGCACCAGCUUCUGUCCUACCUUCAUCGCCAUUUCCCCGGCUCGGACUUGGAGCGCCGUGCCCGCAACCUGCUCGCCCACUUCCACCGCCGACAGCAGUGUGAGCCUGAUCCUGAUGGUAUGAAGGCAGGACAGGAGAGGGACAACAGGGCAGGGACUCCAGAAUAUGGGGGUCCCGGGGAACACAUCGGCUGCCCUUUUGCUACGCAGGAAGAGAGUGGCUUUGAGGACGAGCUUCCUGCUUUUAGUUUCCUGUCGUUUGACCCCAUCAUGGUGGCAGAGCAGUUCACACUCAUGGACGCGGAUCUGUUUAAAAAGGUGGUGCCCUACCACUGUCUAGGGGGGAUAUGGUCUCAGCGGGAUAAGAAGGGGAAGGAGCACCUGGCUCCCACCAUCAGAGCCACUGUGGCCCAGUUCAACUCUGUCACCAACUGUGUCAUCACCACCUGCCUGAGCAACCCGACGCUGAAGCCCAACCAGAGAGCCAGGCUGCUGGAGAGGUGGAUAGACGUCGCCCGGGAGUGUCGGAUCCUGAAGAACUUCUCCUCGUUGCGAGCCAUCCUCUCUGCGCUGCAGUGCAACGCCAUCCACCGCCUAAAGAGGACCUGGGAGGAAGUGUCACGGGAGAGUUUCCGCACCUUCCGCGAGCUGUCUGAGAUCUUCUCGGACGACAACAACUACUCCCUGAGUCGAGAGCUGCUGGUGAAGGAGGGCACCUCAAAGUUCGCCACUUUAGAAAUCAACCCUAAACGAGCUCAGAGGAGACAUCAGCAGCAGAGAGACCUGGGAGUGAUGCAGGGGACGAUUCCUUACCUGGGGACCUUCCUGACGGACCUGGUGAUGAUGGACACAGCGAUGAAGGAUUACACGGAGGGCGGUCUGAUCAACUUCGAAAAGAGACGAAAGGAGUUUGAGGUGAUCGCUCAGAUCAAACUUCUUCAGUUGGCCUCCAACAACUACAGUUUCACUCAGGACAGCCACUUCAGAGAGUGGUUCGCAGGCGUGGAGAAACUCAGCGAGGCAGAGAGCUACAAUCUGUCCUGUGAGAUCGAGCCUCUGUCAGAGUCGGCCAGCAACACGCUCCGAGCCAAGAAGAACGGAGGAAUCAUGAAACGCUGGAGCGAUCGGCAGUUGACAGAAGCCGGCUGCAGCAGCGCUCCGGGCUCUCAUUCCAAGUCUUUCGACCACUCGCACUACAGACCGUACCAAGGUGGCGGGGGGGACAGCGGCGACGCCCUCAGCGUUACCUCUGUCAGCUCCAGUGGUUCAGACCUGGAGGACGUGAACGCCAGCUUCUUGUCCGAUUCUCCGGAGGGACACGAGAGAAAGACGUCGACUCCCUCAGUGAAACUUACCGUGUCUGCUUUGGGGAGAGAAGCUCCAGCAGCAGAUACAACGUCAACGUUCUGGGAGUGUACGUCUCUGUCGUCUUUGGACACGUCCGGUACGGGCUCCAGCUCCGGUUCAGCCUCGGGCUCCAGCAGCGCCUCCUCCUCCUCCGUCUCCUGCUCCACCCCACUGUCAGCCUCCCGUUCACACAAACGUUCGGUGUCGGCAGUGUCGAACUACUCCACCCUGUCGCUGCCGCUGUACAACCAGCAGGUCGACGACUGCUGCAUCAUCAGGGUCAGCCUGGACGUGGAGAACGGCAACAUGUACAAGAGCAUCCUGGUGACGAGUCAAGACAAGACUCCAGCCGUCAUCAGGAAGGCCAUGAUCAAACACAACCUGGAGCGGGAAAAGACGGAGGAUUACGAGCUGAUGCAGAAAAUCUCUGAGGACAAAGAGCUCCGGAUCCCGGACAACGCCAAUGUUUUCUACGCCAUGAACUCCACUGCCAACUACGACUUUGUGCUCAAGAAGCGUGGACUGGCUCGGCCGGUGCGCGCCAAGAAUGUUGCCAGUUCGACGCUGCCACGCAUGAAACAGAAGGGACUGAAAAUCGCUAAAGGGAUUUUCUGAGGAGAAAACGCAACACUUCCUGCCUCCCCUACACCCCCUUUAACCCUCUCUGGUCUCCGCUCCUCAGACGAAACAUUUCAGUUCGAAUCUGUUGGAGGCAAACUAACCUGAUGUAUCUGAGUUUUAGUUUGGACAAAGACUGAGAUGCCAGAGGGGAUGAGAAAAAUGACCAAGCGACCUUCUGAUCUGUGGAUUAGCAGAAGGCAGAGGAGCACCUUAGCACUUAGUUACAGCUGUCGUGUCAUCAGGACCCUCCGAGGAUGUUAAAAGAAAAAAAGAAAGAGCGGCGUUGUUGUCGUGCGCCGCUGCUCAGAGGCUGAACCAGUCGAACUUUCUACCAGCCUCCACUCGGUCUGAAAUUUCACGUAACUGGUUGCGUCGGCUCGUGGAAAAGCAGAUCCAUUUCAUUACCCGGUCCAUUAACGUUUUUGUUUACAAGUGUUUACAUCUAAACAUCACUCGGUCAGCUCUUAAAGAUUUUUUUUCCUCAAACCUCUUGUCCACAAGAGGAUUUUUGCACCUACGAUAAAAACAUUUUUUUAAACCCCCCAGACUCCCUCAGCAGCCUUCGUCCCUUCCAUCUUCAUGCAUGCCCCCUCCUGGCAUGGAGUGUACAUAAACGAACAAUACGAAGCCACAGCAAGUAAACACAGAUGCGUGUUGUGACAGCUGGGCGUUCGAAUGUGUUUCUAUUUUUUCAGGGAACUUUUGUUGUGAGUGUACCGCCGCCUUUACCGUCUCGCCCAGGGGUUCCUGAUGUCGACAGUGUUUCUGGGACUGCAGCACUGAAACAUUACGCUCUAGGCCCCGGAUGCUGGGACUCAUUUUAACACUAACGAAGCUGACGCGAAGGGGCCUGAACUCUUUUAACUUCUGAACGCUGCCAUGUUACAAAAAAAAAAACAACAACAACAAAAAAGGUCAAGUCUGAAAUGAAGACAUGGUGUCAAAAUCCAGUGGGCACAGCCAUGAAUCACAUGCCACUAUUUUCUUUAUUUUUAUUUUUGAAUUAAUGAAUUGUAACCACUACACCGGUGAAGGAUGUGGCAGUCCUUUGAUCGCACUUGACUGGGACAGAAACGAGAAGAACAAGGGAGCUGAAAAAAACAAAGUGUAUAUAUCGAUUAACACCAACUGUGCAGUAUAUUCUUUUGAAACGGACCAUGAAAUUUUGUUAAUAGACUUGUCACAAUAUCGUCACUUUUUCAUUUUGCUUUUUACAUAUUUUCUUCUUUUUUUUUUGCAUCUCUCUGCUCUGAUAUGGUGCUGCUAAGUUUCCUUCUGACGAGGUCGUACGAGCUGCGCUUUCUCUGCUUCCUGACCGCCAGCCGCCAUGUUGAAAGACGACAGAAACAUCUCUUCUUACCUGCUGAGUGAGACGUUUUAAACGAGCUUCCAUACACCAGGGUGAACCCGCUUUCUAUGGUUUUCUUAAAAACAAAACAAAAAAAGAAAUUGGAUUUUGAUCAAAAAUAUUUAAUAGAAUUCAACUGUAAGAACUGCAAAAAGGUUUGCAGUAUUGAGUGUUCAUCUAGCAUUUUUUUUCUUUGGAAGAAACCCCUGAAACAACCUUUUGAAUAUUAUGUUAGUGUUAGCAGCUUUUGAGUGAAGGCUUGAGAUGAGAUGUACCAAAAUAUCACUGCUGAUGUCUCAACACACCGCAGUAGAGUAGCUCGAUAGGUGGAUGAAAGAAUAAAAGUAUCGACUACGAAUGUCCUGAUAUUUUGGUUUAACCCAUACCAGAAGAAGAGGUGAUGAACUGUGGCUUCUUCCAACAUGGCAGAUCAUCUUUCAUAUCCAUUUUUCCAAAUGUGCCAUGACAGGCUUGUGCGUCGCAGGUGCACCUGAUGAUGUUACCUUGCGAAGUUGGCUGUGUUUUUUUUUUUUUGCACGCCAGUGACGACAGCAGAGUCUUUCCUCUCUGGGCUCUCUUAUUGGGACGUGAGGAAAAGAUGGAGAAAAUUGUCAUAAUACAGGAAAGCUUAAAUCAGGCCUUAAAACGUGGAGUCUGGAAUAGUUUUGAGGCUCUGUGUAGGAGUCCAGAUUACAGACAGCAAUCCUGUUUAACUUCACGUGAGGGAACUUCUCUGUGCUGUCCGCCAUCAGUUUCUUUAACGGAAAAAUCCAACCUAAAACAACUUUUUACUGUUUUUAAAAAAGCAGUUUUUGGUGAUGUACUUUUCAUUUUCGGGUCCAUAUUUUGUUUAUUCCUGUGGAUAUUAAGUGAUGUCACGCCCAUAGCUGCUUAUUCUUUGCCCAUCAAGAUUUCCCUUCUCACAAGGCACAUAUGCAAUUUAAUAUAGACUGAGGGGAGAUACUGAAGAAACAGAAAUGUUCUUGUACUCUACCGAGUUAUUAGUCCUUGUAUGAUCAGGAAAAAUAUAAUGCAUAUCCCGGUUUGGUUGCUUGGCUUACAUACUUGACCGUAUGUUUGCAUUUUUUAGCUCUGUAGACAUUACUACACAGUGUAGUGUGAGUAGUUGUUUAUGAUGUGCUCCGUGGGCCUGAUAGUACUGUAACACUCUUGCAGCUUGUGUUAGAGCAGACAAAGCACUGUUGAAUGCAUCUCUUGCACUUUUGUUUUUGGAAAGACUAAGACACACUUUAAACUCUUUAAAGUAUCACUGUCACUAUAACACCAUGCUGAUUGCUCCAACAUGUGGAGAAAUCCAAAAGCUGAGGCUUGGAAGCUAUGAUGAGACAGUUUCUGUUAACGGGAACAAACAAUUUGAUCAACAGCAAAACUUUCACACCCCUUCUCCAAAUGUAGGAAAUUACUAAUCAAGGGAAAGUGGUUCACCAAAAACACUUUGACUGAACAUCAUGGUUGGAUUUUUCCUGCGUUCAUAUCACCACAAUAAAACACUAGAUUUGCUUAGAUUGCACUGCGACCAUGUAUUGCCUUUUUUUUUUUUUAUUAUUACUUUCACCUGCAUGAGGUUCAUAGUUCUCUCAACGAUCAAAUGAAUGACACCCCGAAAAAAAGGAAAGAAUGAAAAGACCCGUGAAAGCAAUACGGUGAUGAGGCGAGAGGCACGUCGUCCAGCUGUCGUGGAUGUUGUUCGUGCCACUGUGGCGUGAAAUCCUUCGCUGUUGAACACUGUGACCUUUGACCCUAUCACUCCGCCCUCCCUGCCUGUCGAUCGGCGCGUCAUGUCGAGCACUGUGAACUUAAAAAAAAAAAAAGAAAGAAAGAACUCUCAUACCCCCUUAAUGGUGUUGUAGUGAACAUCCGCCCUUUGCUCAUCUUGUUGGCAAACAGCGAAGACAAAAGGCUUGACCCUACAUGUGCCAAAAAUAAUGAAAGAGAACAAAAAAGUUUCUUUUGACAGAUGAGUCCUCUGUCUUUGACAGUAAAAAAAAAAAAAAAAAAAAAAAAAAAAAAAAAAUCAAGUUUGUAAUGUUUACUGUUGUUGCAUUUUUCUGGAAAAAAAAAAAAAAAGGUGAGAACACCACGAUGUCUGGACCCGUUUCCCUGUGGAGAAUUAAACUGUCAUCCAAGAAACUUGAAGAAGCAAAGAUGUUUGUCAGGAACUGCAGAUGAAGCUGUUGUAGAAAUCCCACUUUUAUGAAGUUACCCUAAUUUACAUGUUUGAACAACUUCUUUAACGGCUCUCAAAUUGGCAAAUAUCCAAAUUUCUGCCACCUAAACCAGCAGUACUGAACUGGUUUUUAUUCCAACCAAACUCUAAAUCUGAGGUUUGUUCACUAGAAAAACAUAACAGCAAACUUUUUAUUUUAUAUUAUGAAGGUAACAAAGAAUCUCAGUUUAUUAAAUGUCUUUCAGGACCAAAACAUUGUGGAUAAAGUGAGUACAAGUGGUCAAUAGUAUCAUCACCUCAUCAUAAAGACUUUAUGGUGUGUAAGAACUUAAUAGCUGAUUGAAUAUUACUGUACAUAUUUACUCCCACUGGUGCUCAACAUUUAACAUAUGUUUGCUUUCUUUUUGGCCAAGUUUCAGGGAUGAAAACCACUUGGAAACCAACAUAUCUGGGGUGAAAAUCCAAAAAGCAAUGCAGUGUAGAGCCUUCAAUGCACCGUGAUGUCUGUAAAAGAAGAAAAAAUAGUGAAUUGAUAUCUCGUAGUUGAUUCACAAAUCCAGCAAUGUGUUAUUGCAUCUGUCAGUAUUUUCUGGCUUCAGUGGUUACUACUGCAGACGGAAAUCUUAAAAAAAAAAAAAAUCACUGUAACAUUCAUACCAUCAUCUCCACUUAGACUUUGG